AUGGCUUCCAAGUCAUCCUUCCUCCCGCGACUUGGUCUCUUGAGUGAUACGUCGUCACCGUGGAUCAGCCCUCCCAGGACCUCGAAUAACAAGCUGCGAACCAAACGGAGCGAGUAUGACCUCGACGACAUGUCGCCACGCUUAAACCCCGUAACAUCGCCGCUACGUGAUCAAACCCCCAACUCGCAUACCGAUAAUCUAAUGCCGAGCCCGCCGCCUCCCGACACGCCCCCAAAGGACGGCAGAACCGACGUCAUGUUCAACGGCCCGCCGCCCCCCAUCUUUUCCGCAGGGCCGAGGAAAGCACAACACGCGGGAGAAGCGCAGUCUGCCGCCGCGGCCGCAACCUCGGCGCUGUAUGGACUGGGUAGCGCCCUGUUCAGCCGCCGAGGCUCCGGCGCCGGCUCCGUGUCCUCCAAGACGCACGACAACACCCCGCGGCUCGAGCAGGACACGAUGUGGCAGAGCUUCCAGCGGCGCGAGCGUGCGCUCCAGCGCGACGCGCAGCGCCUGCUCGACCUCCAGGCCAGCGGGCUGUCGGCCGGCCUCGGCCACCCCCCAAGCAGCGACCACCACCCGCCCAGCAGUGGCAGCAGUUCGCCGGCCGCAAGCCGUGGCCGCGGCGGCGGAGGGGGCACCGUCUCGCAGUCCCGGCUCAGCAUCCUCGACCCGCCGACCCAGGCAAACGACCACGGGCAGGUGAUGCCGGUGCGCCAGCCGCGCAGCAAGCCCGUGGGGCUGCGCGGGGCGCGCGCGGGCCUAGGUCGCACCCUGACGCUGCUCGCCGACCUGCGGGCCGAGGAAGACGCGUGCCUGGCGUCGGCGCUGGGGCAGCGCAAGAGCGCGCUCGUCAAGGUGCGCAAGAUGAACACGAGGAGGGAGGGGCUUCUGGACGAGCUCAGGGCGCUCGAGUCGGAUGAGGAGGAGCCGCUGGCCCGGGAGCUGAGGGACCUGCAGGAUGAGCACGGCGCCGUGUGUCGGCAGAUAGAGGAUCUGGAGGAAAAGUUGGUUGUGUUGAAGAACAGGCAGCGGCGCAUGGAGGACGACAUGUCGACGUUGGUGAACCGGCGCGAGGCUGGUCUCAGUGGCUACCGUGGAGCUCUCAAGGAGGUUGAUGCAAAAUUGGCGGACGUGCUGUCACGGCCGCCCGUUAAACCCCUGGACGUCUCGGUAUUCAAAGAAUCCGCCCGUGGUGUAUCGCCUUCCGGGUUGGAGUUUCUGAGCUUGAAUCCCGAGCGGAGAACAGCGAGUAUGGCGAUGGAAUGGUGGGACAAGGAGAUACUGAUCCUGGAGCGACGGAAGAAAGCGGUCGACAAGGAGCGGGUUGCUCUGGAAGAAGGCGCCGAGGUUUGGGCGGCGGCCACGAAGCUGAUUACUGCCUUUGAAUCCGAGUUGCGCGCCAACAUCACGGCUGGGGAGCAUGGUUCCGAUCAAAAGACAUCUCAGGAGGAAAAGCUACGAAUGCAACUGGCUAAAAUGGAGGUCGUUAUCAACGGCCUCGAAGACCAUUUGCAGUAUGUGGAGCAGAAGGGAUGGAACCUGCUAAUCUGUGCUAUAGGGGCGGAGCUCGAGGCCUUUAGGGAAGCGUAUCUGGUUCUGCGCAGCGCAAUGGCCGACAUUGGUAUCGAGAUAGACGAUGACGCUACACCCCGCCUUGCACGGUCGACUGCAGAAACUAAGCCCACAGAGGCAGAUGGGAGCUCCAAGGAUAAAGGCAAGCAAAAGGAAUCAGAUGACCGGGGCACAUUGUUGGACCUGGAAGCCCAAGACGCAGACGAAGACGACAACGCAGUGCCGCAUGACCUUUUGGUAGACAGCAGCCAGGACGACGAGAGAAAGGAGACACAACGCCCCUCUAGGAGAGAAGCCAGUACCAGUCUGCAAAGGGAGGAGAGCGAUAAUGAGAUACCCCCUGAGUUCCUCAGAGAGCAUCAGGAUUAG
This is a messenger RNA of Pyricularia grisea, 1941 nucleotides long. RefSeq lists its product as uncharacterized. NCBI's taxonomy places the organism in Eukaryota, Fungi, Ascomycota, Sordariomycetes, Magnaporthales, Pyriculariaceae. The coding region runs from base 1 to 1941 and encodes 646 amino acids. The record is from RefSeq and is a predicted model, not a curated record. The transcript has a single exon.